Messenger RNA from Megalops cyprinoides (Indo-Pacific tarpon), 1512 nucleotides. RefSeq names its product extracellular calcium-sensing receptor-like. Bases 1 to 1512 code for a protein of 503 amino acids. Gene Ontology annotation, molecular function: G protein-coupled receptor activity. The record is from RefSeq and is a predicted model, not a curated record. Gene Ontology annotation, cellular component: membrane. Gene Ontology annotation, biological process: G protein-coupled receptor signaling pathway. NCBI's taxonomy places the organism in Eukaryota, Metazoa, Chordata, Actinopteri, Elopiformes, Megalopidae. The transcript has 4 exons.
AUGGUGAAUCCAUCUAAGACAGAAUCCAGUGGAGAGUUCAAGUUUGCCCAGACAGUGAUCUUCACUGUUCAGGAGAUCAACAGAAAAUCAGAACUGCUCCCAGGCAUCACGCUGGGCUACAGGAUCUACAAUGGCUGUGGAACCCUGAACCUGCUGAGAGCAGCAAUGGCAGCUGUGACGGGUCAUGUGGAGCAGCAGGGCGAGACCUGCACCAUGCCCAGAGUAAAAGCUCUCAUCGGCCAUUCCUCAUCUGGACCCAGCCAGACGAUAAGCAAGAUUCUCACCCCCUUCCAUGUUCCAGUGAUCAGUCACCUUGCCAUCUGUGAAUGUCUGAGCAACAGGCAGCUAUACCCCACCUUUUUCAGAACAGUGCCCAGUGACUACUUCCAGAUCAUAGCUCUGGUGCAGCUCAUGAAACACUAUGGAUGGACCUGGGUGGGACUUGUUUAUGGUGUGGGGACCUAUGCUGAAGAGGGAUCAGCUGCAUUUAUCAGAGAAGCAAAGAAAGAGGACAUCUGCAUCGAAUACAUACUGCGUUUCAGCAGAACUUACACACAGAAUAAAGUUAUUGAAAUGGCUCAGGCAAUAAAAAGCGCAACUUCCAAAGUUGCUUUAGCCUUCAUGUCCAAGUCCUACUUUAAAAGUUUCUUAGAAAAAAUGGAGGGGAUGAACCUCACAGGCAUACAGUGGAUUGACAGCGAAUCCUGGAUCACUAGUGGAGAUUUAUUAACAGACAGGAGAGUGGAGCUCCUGCAGGGAGCCAUGGGCUUUGCCAUCACAGAGUCUCAAAUCCCAGGCCUCCCUGAGUUCCUGCUGAGUCUGAAGCCAUCUGAUACCCCUGACAGCACCUUCCUCAGAUCUUUCUGGGAGACAGUAUGGCUAAAAGAAGAUGGCCACAAGAGCGUCUUUAAUGGAAGGAUUCUGGGAUUUAUGCUUCUUGCAUUUUCCAUACUUGGGAUUUCCCUGACAGCAACAGUGGGAAUAAUUUCAUUUUGGCACAGAAACACCCCAAUCAUCAGGGCCAACAACUCUGAGCUCAGAUUCCUGCUGCUCUUCUCAUUGAAACUGUGUUUCCUUUGCUCCCUCACCUUCAUCGGACGGCCUUUGGAUUGGUCCUGUAUGCUGCGCCACACAGCGUUUGGGAUCACCUUUGUCCUCUGCAUCUCUUGUGUUCUGGGGAAGACAAUAGUGGUGUUAAUGGCCUUCAGGGCUACACUUCCAGGCAGUAAUGUCAUGAAGUGGUUUGGGCCUCUGCAGCAGAGACUCAGCAUUUUUGCUUUCACUCUCAUUCAGGUCCUUAUUUGUAUCCUUUGGUUAACAAUAUCCCCUCCUUACCCCAACAAGAAUAUGAAACACUACAAAGAAAAGAUCAUUCUGGAGUGUGAUGUAGGAUCAGCAGUGGGGUUCUGGGCUGUGCUGGGCUAUAUUGGUCUCCUCUCUGUCUUGUGCUUUGCACUGGCUUUUCUGGCUUAUAAGGUGCCUUUAGGUGAAGCCAGGUUCCUUUCAGUAUAA